CCACCACAAUUUGUUGCAAUAUUCCAGCCCAUGCUGGUCCUUAAGGUAUCUCUCGAUAUGUCACAUAGAGGCUAUUUUUGUCGUUUAACGUAUAGAAUAACCAAGACUAGUUUCUUUCCUUUUUUCAGGGUGGAUUAAGCUCUAGCUAUAAAAAUCAUAUUGAAGAAAAUGGCUUGAAUGAUGAAAACUAUGCUUCUGAUACUGUUGGCCUUUUCAGGAUAUCUGGAACUUCUAGUCAUAACAACAAAGCAGUUCAAGUCGAUGUUCUCUUUAGUAUUCAUUUGGCAUGGAAAACAAAGUACCCAUGAGCAACAGAACUUAGCAGCAAAGAUUGUGGAAUUCUUGAAGCCCAGAGCAACCGUGAAACACACUAAGGAAGGAACAGAAAGCUCAGCUUUUUGGCUUAGUAUUGGAGAAAAACAAGAUUAUACCAGCAACAAAUUAGCUCCUUAAGCCACCAGGGAACCUCACUUGUUUUCUUGUUCUGUUAAUAGAGGUGCAUCCUUCUCACCCUUCGAUAUUUAUCCCGAAUGAGGAAAUUUUUCUCUUCUAAUUGUCUUUAUCAAAUGAUUUCAUGUUAACUCGUGGAUGUCCAGGAAAAUUUGAGGUAAUAUCUAGAGAAUUCAGUUAAAACUAAAAUUAAAAUUUCUUGUUGUGUAUAUCAAACAGGUUAAUAUUUUCUAUUAAAAUAACAGGUUGAAGAAAUCUAUAACUUCACUCAAGAUGAUUUGUUGACUGAGGAUUUCAUGGUUCUCGACACACAUGCUGAAGUUUUCGUUUGGGUUGGUCAAUCAACAGACUCCAAAGAAAAGGAAAGUGCUUUUGAAAUUGGACAGGUAAUACUAUUUAGUGUCAUAUGUAUCUCAUAUAUUGAAAGUACUUGUUCAUUUUCAUUUUUGCUCGAGUAAUCGAAGAAGUUGAUCACAGAAAUAUGUAGAUCUGGCUACAUCUUUGGAAGGGUUAUCCUCUUAUGUUCCAUUUGUAUAAAGUCACAGAAGGAAAUGAACCAUGCUUCUUUACAACAUUUUUCUCAUGGGAUCCUGUAAAAG
Messenger RNA from Solanum lycopersicum (tomato), 1049 nucleotides. Lineage: Eukaryota; Viridiplantae; Streptophyta; Magnoliopsida; Solanales; Solanaceae. The record is from RefSeq and is a predicted model, not a curated record.